Molecule: messenger RNA, 2621 nt
Organism: Halteromyces radiatus
Lineage: Eukaryota; Fungi; Mucoromycota; Mucoromycetes; Mucorales; Cunninghamellaceae
Exons: 1
Coding region: 54-2456 (800 amino acids)
Biological process (GO): regulation of transcription by RNA polymerase II
Cellular component (GO): histone deacetylase complex; chromatin
Molecular function (GO): chromatin DNA binding; histone H3K9 demethylase activity; transcription coregulator activity
Source: RefSeq, a predicted model, not a curated record
UUUUUUUUUUUCUAAAAAGCUUGCUAUUUUUUUUUUUUUCUCCGUUCUUUUUCAUGGUUGAUUUUCAUGAUUAUCCUGCAACAAAUGAUAUUUCUUCCAAUGAUAACAGCAAGUACUCUCUGACAAUUCAACGAAAACGGUGUGCUCAUGACGAUUGCAAACACUAUCCCAAUCCUUGUCUUUCUUGCUUACAAGCUGUUGGAAAAAAUGAUCACGAAACUUGUCGAUUCCGCAAUAUCCGUGCCUUCAAACAACGAGGAAAGAAGACCGUCGAAUGGUGUUUUGUUUCCAGCAAAUCUCUUGGUAUCCCUCUCAAGAUCCUUCCAUCCAUGAAUAUACCUCUUAUGACGAAAGAACAACGCCAGUAUGUUAGAGAAACAAUCAGACCUACAGUGAAACGACUACUUGACAGAGAAAUCGACUGGAUGAACAAGACAGAAGGCCGCUAUCGAAGACGAUUACCCUCCACGAACGCUAGACACACAUGCGACUAUUGUCUAACCAGCAUCUUCAAUGUUCAUUUUAUGUGUAGUAUAUGUGGUGUGGAUCGCUGUGUUGGCUGUUACGACGAAAGCACAUAUUGGAAUAGCAGCAAUACAGAUAAUGGCACCGAUCUCAACAAUGAUAAUGAUGAUGAUCCAACUAUAUGUACCUUAGGUAGACGACAUACCAAAGACCAAUUUAUCCCAAUUGUCAAGUACAACCUGAAUACCUUGUGGAGUCUUCGUCUGCAAACAAGUAUGAACUUACCUAGCAAGUGUUUUAUCUCGUCCUCUCCUAUCACCAACCAUCCAGUUUACGCAUCUCACUCAGCUUCUUCUCCAUCUUCUUCACCUAUUAUGACACCAGCAUCACUUUCAUUUACAUCGAAUACGUCUCCUCCAUGGCCAUCACAAAGAAAAAGCAAUAAUCACCUUGUUUAUUACCACCAUCUUUCAUCACAAUUAAAUAUAUGUAAUGGAUUGGAUUCAUCAUAUCAAGAACAACAACAAAAGCAACUAUUGGUUAUAUCUCAAAAAGACAUUACUUUGGACAUCUUUCAACAUUACUGGCGAAAAGGCAAACCAGCGAUUAUUCAAGAUGUAAUGGAAUUGAGCAAAACGGAUUGGAGCCCUCAAACAUUCUGCUCCUUAUACGGUAAUGAUAUGAUUGAGGCUAUUGACUGUCAUACUAUGAAAGUGAACAACAUGAAAAUCAAGGAUUUUUUCAAGGGGUAUAUGGAUCAUCAAAAGAAACCUGUACUCAAGAUCAAGGAUUGGCCACCUCAAUCGGAAUUUGCAAAAGUUUGCCCACGGUGGUACGAAGAUUUUAUGUCAAUGUUACCAAUGAAUGAAUAUUGUGGUGUGAAUGGUGUCUUCAACUUGUCGAAUCGAUUACCUCAAGAAUUCAUCAAACCAGAUUUGGGACCCAAAAUGUUUAUUGCUUAUGGUUUGGAUUUCACAGAUGGAAUGACAACAGUGGGUACAACUAAUCUACAUUGUGAUAUGACUGACGCCGUCAAUGUUAUGUGUCAUUCUCAACCGAUGGAUAUCAAUGCCAACAACAAUAAAAAGUACGAUAUUGGGGUAUCAUCUUCGCCUGGACCAGCAGCAGCGGUAUGGGACGUAUUUGCUUUUGAUGAUCUUCCUGUUUUACGACAAUUUUUGACUCAACUGCUUAGAGAAAAAGGUGAAUCAUUUGUAGAACCAUCCAUGAUGUCCAAAUCAGUACGACCUCGACCAUCAUCACCAUCUCAUACAGCUCAUUUUUUGUAUUCAACUCCAACAUCAUCCUCAUCUACACCAACAUUAGCACCAUCAUCAUCAUCACCAGGAUCAUCAUCAUCAUCACCAUUACCAUCAUCAUCAAGCACACCAACAUCAUCAUCACCAUCAGAAUUGAAACAGUCAACCAUCAUUUCAUCAGAAAAAAAGACAAAAGACCCUGUACAUAGCCAAUGGAUAUACUUGACGGAAGAUCUUUUGGAAAGACUGAAACGGGAAUAUGGUAUUCAAUCUUGGCGUAUAUAUCAAAAUCCUGGUGAUGCCGUGUAUAUUCCAGCAGGUUGUGCCCAUCAAGUUGCCAAUUACCAAAGUGCUAUCAAAUGUGCUUACGACUUUAUCUCGCCUGAAAAUAUUGAACGAUCGGCCACCAUUACUCGACAAUUAGCAAAAGCUCGUCAAGAAGAUGUUCUUCAACUUCAUUCGACCUUGCUGUAUAGUUGGAUCUCUACUUAUCGCCGUCCUACAACAACAUCCUCUCUUAUCAAAAUCAAAUCUGAAGAAGAAGAAGAAGAAGAAGAAGAUGAUGAUGAUGAUGAACGAUCUUUUUUGGACACGAAGAAAAGGAAAAAGAAGAAGAUAUCAAAUUUGACGAUGAAAUCGGAAACUGAUUGUACCUCUCAUGGAAAUCAAAACGGAAGGAAGAAAAAAGGAAGGAAGCCAAAAAAUGACAACUUGGAAUGCAAUCAAGGAUGAUCUUUCUUUUCUCUCUCAUUAGUAUCUUUACCCAUCUUUGUUUUAUCUACAUUAUAUAAAAAUCAUACCCUUUGUUUAUUUUUUUUUUUUGAACUGAAUAAAACUACCCAUCUUUUUUUAUUAUUAUUAUUAUUAGAUUGAAGGAAGAUCUUUGAUGUGUUGGUU